CUAUCAAUGUUUUUAUCGGUCGUCAGCUGGAUAAAAUCGGUCUGAUUCCAGCGAUAUAGUUUCUCUGCGCCAUAAUCGUUAUAGCUGUGGUGUAAACUCUGCUAUUCUUUAAUAUUGAACGAUUUUAGAACUAUAUCUUUAUCGUUAUCUGAUAUAUUAGAAAGCUAUAACAUUAGUUAUCCUCCUUGUCGGGAACGGGCCUUAACACUCCUUAUCAGCAGGGAGCGAUUUAUAAAAGAAUUGUUGUGGCCUAAAACAUAAAAAGAAAGGAAGUCAAACCAAAAGGUUAGUCAGUGUUCAAAAGUAGCCUAUACAUAUUAUUUUACAACUAAGUUCAGAGCGUAUUUCACCUAGACGAUAGACGCUCGCGAACUGAAAUGGCGGGUUUUUCUUAUCGCGCAGGUACGUUAGGCUAACCAUAACAACAGUAAGCUCUUAGCAUAUUGAUCAUUAAACACAAAACACAAAUACUGUGCUCAAAUAAUAUAUUUAUCAGGUUAUUUUGGAAUAUAUAUGGCAGAAAAAAAACGUGUUUUGUUUAAAACAUCUUUAAGAUAGUUGACGGUUUGCUUUUUUGCGCUAGGCGCCAAACGCCUUGCGCGAGACGAAUCUCAAAAAAAAAAAAAAAAAAAAAAAAAAACCUUUUAAAAGAAGACUCACUUUAUGUUAUUCAACAAUUUGCACGUGCUCAACUCUAUUAUGUUACUCUAGCUACCUCUGUUUUGUUGCGAAAACUAAAUGAAUUCUAAGUUUUUUUCGCGUAAUUAGCCCGUUCCCCAUAUUAUGAUGCCCUGCGCUACGUCAGGUGCCUGGAAGCCGUUCAUAGUCAAGCUCACAGUGCGUUAUUGUCCACAUCUAUCCGCACACUCUCCGUCUCUCUCUCUCUCUCUCUCUCUCUCUCCGCUCACACUGUCGCCUGCAAGCUCAUGUGUGCGCGCGCCUAGAAAUCCAUCUGAAUGCGAGGAGUGAAGGAGGUUCGGUGCGCUCUGCAGACAAAUUUUACUUGUCAUUCCUGAAUAACGGCGCUCUACCGGAGGGGCUGGAAUCGGACUUCAGCAAAAGAAGUGCGGUGGCCUUCGCCCUCACUCAGCAACGAUGUCCGAAUAUAUCCUCACCUUACUCGUCAUACUGGGAUUCGGGGAUAUAUUCUCAAAUGUUCAGACACUGAGGGACGCUGAUUCAGAGCAAGAGCCCAUUUUGUGUGACGUUGGAGAGUUUUUGUGUGGAGACCAGCUGACCUGUGUGUCCGAGAACUGGCUUUGUGAUGGGGAACCAGACUGCCCAGAUGGUUCUGAUGAGGUUCUGGACAAAUGUACGGUGGAGGUGAUAGUCAGAUGUCCCCUAAACCACAUACAGUGUAUCGGGACGAGAAAGUGUAUUCACUUCAACAAGCUCUGUAAUGGGGCGAAAGACUGUGACGACGGUUUUGAUGAAGGAGUCCACUGUAGAGAACUCCUGUCAGCCUGUCACGAGCUGCAUUGCCGUUACGGAUGCAUCAUGACCAGAAAUGGCACAUUCUGCUUCUGUGCGGAUGGAUUUGAGGUGGGAGAGGAUGGGCGUAGCUGCAGAGAUCAUGAUGAAUGCUCCAUGUAUGGGACAUGCAGCCAGACCUGCAUGAACACCUAUGGGUCAUAUCGCUGUAGCUGUACAGAUGGGUACAGCCUGCAGCCGAACAGACGCUCCUGCAUAGCCAAACACGAGCCCGGCGAAAACCCUGCAGCGCUGUUGAUUGGAGGCUCGGAUAAUAUUAUAAUCACAGCCCUAAAUGGAUCCCGCCUGCAAACCCUCAAACAACUGGACUCAAAUGGGACUCAUGGCUUGGAUUUUAACCACAAAGAAGAAUCAGUAUGCUGGGUCACAUCCUCAGAGUCCUCCGGACAACUCCGGUGUGCCAGGAUGAGGAAAGCAAGUGGCUUCACUAAAGAACAGGAAGUAAAGACUAUCCAGAAUCUCCACGAUGUUGAUCAGUUAGCCUUUGACUGGCUCACAGGAAACCUUUACUUUGUGGAUCAAGCAAGCGACAGGAUAUUUGUUUGCAACCAGUAUGGAGAUACCUGUGUUACAGUGAUAGACCUCGACCUGUUGAACCCUAAAGCAAUGGCUCUGGAUCCUCUAAUGGGGAUGCUCUUUUUCACUGAUUACGGGAAUAUAGCCAAACUGGAGCGCUGCAACAUGGAUGGCACUAACAGAACACGACUUGUGGAUUAUAAGGUUGAGCGGCCGACUGCAGUGGCUUUGGACCUGGUGAAGAAGUUGGUGUACUGGGCAGAUGCAUAUCUGGAUUACAUUGAGAUGGUGGAUUACAACGGCAAAAACAGACACACUAUCAUCCAGGGAUAUCAAGUGGCCCACCUGCAUGGAUUAGCUGUCUUUGAGGACUACUUGUAUGCAACUCGCUCUGAACCCUCUAGUGGAGCAGUGGUAGACAUCUUACGGAUAAAUCGCUUUAAUGUCACAGACCCGGAGACGCUAACCAGCAUAGGAAAUGCAAAAACGAUACGGGUUUACCACAAGCUCAGUCAACCAAAAGUCAAGGGUCAUGCGUGUGAAGUUGACCCUUAUGGUAAACCAGGAGGAUGCUCGCACAUCUGCCUUCUCAGCGGGAGCUACAAAUCCCGGAGCUGCCGCUGUCGUACCGGAUUCAGCCUGGGAAGUGAUGGGCAGUCCUGCAAAAAACCCAAGAAUGAUCUUUUCAUCUUCUAUGGAAAGGGACGACCCGGGAUAAUCCGUGGUCUGGACAUGAAUGUGAAGUCAAGCAAUGAGCACAUAGUUCCUAUUGAGGACUUGGUGAAUCCAAGAGCUUUAGACUAUCAUGCUGAAACUGGAAACAUUUACUUUGCUGACACUACAAGUUUUUUGAUAGGACGGCAGAAAGUUGAUGGAAGCAGUCGGGAAACAAUUCUCAAAGAUGAUCUUGAUAAUGUGGAGGGUAUUUCAGUGGAUUGGAUUGGGAAUAACCUGUACUGGACCAACGAUGGCUACAGAAAAAUAAUCAGCGUGGCCAGGCUAGAACUGGCAUCUGAAACCAGGAAGACUCUUCUGGAAGGAGACAUGUCUCACCCUAGAGCCAUAGUGGUGGAUCCUCUCAAUAGUUGGAUGUACUGGACAGAUUGGGAAGAGGAUGAGGUGAACGACAGCAUUGGGAGAAUAGAGAAAGCCUGGAUGGACGGAUCCAACAGGGACAUAUUUGUCACAUCUAACAUGCUGUGGCCCAAUGGACUCACCCUGGACCAUGGAACCAGUACCAUGUACUGGUGUGAUGCCUAUUAUGAUCACAUUGAGAGAAUCUACCUCAAUGGCACUGGGAGAAUGGUUGUGUACAGUGGCAGGGAACUCAAUCACCCAUUUGGGAUUGCACAGUACCAAAAUUCCAUCUUUUGGACAGAAUAUAUGAACGCCUCCAUCUUCCAGCUGGAUCUGGUCUCUGGUGAAGUCACUCUGCUGAGAAGUGAAAGACCUCCUCUGUUUGGGCUCCGAGUAUUUGAUGCACAAAGCCAGCUGGGUGACAAUGCCUGCCGGGUGAAUUAUGGUGGUUGUGGUACCCUCUGUUUGGCCGUCCCAGGAGGCAGAGUGUGCGCAUGUGCUGACAAACAGCACCUGGACAAGAACAAUGUCACAUGCUCUGACUCUGCAGGCCAAGAGGAGCCCCAGCAGUGCAGAAAUGAUGAGUUUCAGUGCAGGAACUGGCGUUGCAUUCGAGCCAAUUGGAUUUGUGAUGGAGAUGAUGACUGUUUAGAUGGCAGUGAUGAGGAGGCCCACAUAUGCUCUAACCACAGUUGUCCGAUUGACCAGUUCAAGUGUCCCAAUAACCGCUGCAUACCCAAGAGGUGGCUUUGUGAUGGAACCAAUGACUGUGGAGAUAAUGAAGAUGAGUCUAAUAAAACAUGCUCAGCCCAGCCAUGUCGGGCUGGUCAAUUCACCUGUGGUAAUGGUCGCUGUGUACCAGAAGCGUGGCGCUGCGAUCAAGAUGAUGAUUGCGGAGACAUGUCAGAUGAGUCCACAUCCUGUGCGUUCCCAACCUGCGAAGCUCUCAGCCAGUUCAGCUGCGCUAAUGGAAGGUGCAUUAGCAUGAAGUGGCAUUGUGACUCAGAUGAUGACUGUGGAGACAACAGUGAUGAAGCAGGCUGCAUUCACUCCUGUGCUAAUGGCCAGUAUAAGUGCACCAGCGGCAGAUGUAUCCCAGACCACUGGGCCUGCGAUGGGGACAAUGACUGUGGGGACUUCAGUGAUGAAAAUGUGACUUGUGCUGGUGUUGCCCCUGCAUUGCCUCCUGUUGAAUGCAGUGGAGAGGAGUUUCACUGUCGUGCUGAUGGGACCUGCAUCCCUGAGCGCUGGCGCUGCGAUGGGGAUAAAGACUGUGAAGAUGGCAGUGACGAAACCAACUGCAAGGGCGUUAAGAGAAUGUGUGAUCCCCAGGCAAAGUUUACCUGCAAAAGCUCAGGGAAGUGUAUUAGCAAGAGCUGGGUGUGUGACGGCGACAACGACUGUGAAGACCGCUCGGAUGAAGACUCGUGUGAGUCCUCCAUCUGUAAGCCCCCUACUCAGUCCUGUGCUAAUGACUCCAGCACCUGCUUGCCUCCCAGCAAGAUCUGUGACGGGCGAAAUGACUGCGCUGACCAUUCGGAUGAGGGCCCUUUCUGUGAGAAAUGUUUGCAAGGUAAUGGAGGCUGCAGUCACCAGUGUGCAGUGAUCCCCAGCAAAGGGGUGGUGUGUUCAUGUCCCACCGGACUCCAUCUAGGCUCUGACAACCGAACAUGCGAGACAGUGGACUAUUGCUCUGCUCACCUGAAGUGUAGUCAGAUAUGCGAACAGCAUAAGACCACUGUCAAGUGCUCGUGUUAUCCCGGCUGGAGCCUUGAUCCAGAUGGAGAGAGCUGCCACAGCACAGAUCCCUUUGAGGCUUUUGUUAUCUUCUCUAUCCGGCAUGAGAUCAGACGAAUCGACCUUCAUAAACGUGACUACAGCCUGCUCGUGCCCGGCCUACGGAACACCAUCGCUCUCGACUUCCACUUCAACCGCAGUUUGCUUUACUGGACCGACGUGGUGGAGGAUAAGAUCUAUCGGGGAAAGCUCACAGAGACUGGAGGUGUGACCGGGGUCGAGGUUGUGAUUCAGCACGGUUUGGCCACCCCAGAGGGACUUGCAGUGGAUUGGAUUGCAGGAAACCUUUACUGGAUAGACAGCAACUUGGAUCAGAUUGAAGUGGCCAAGCUGAAUGGGGAAAUGAGAACGACUUUGAUUGCAGGUGGCAUGGAGCACCCACGAGCGCUGGCUGUAGAUCCAGGACAGGGCAUUCUUUUCUGGACCGACUGGGAUGCCACUUUUCCUCGGAUUGAGGCAACGUCAAUGAGUGGGAGUGGAAGACAUGUUGUGUACAAGGACAUGGAGAUAGGAGCCUGGCCUAAUGGACUCACCCUAGACCAUCAGGAAAGGAGAAUAGUGUGGACAGAUGCUCGCUCAGAUGCAAUAUAUUCUGCCCUGUACGAUGGCACAGGGGUCAUAGAGAUCCUCCGGGGGCACGAGUACCUGUCACACCCGUUCGCUGUGUCUCUCUUUGGAGGUGGUGUGUACUGGACAGACUGGAGGACCAACACUUUAGCCAGAGCGAAUAAAUGGACAGGCCGCAAUGUAACUGUGAUUCAAAAGACAAGCGCCCAGCCAUUUGAUCUGGAGAUAUACCAUCCUAGCCGACAACCUCAAGCCUCAAACCCGUGCGAAGAAAACAGUGGAAGAGGUCCUUGCUCCCACCUUUGUCUCAUUGAUUAUAACCGCACAGCAUCUUGUUUGUGUCCUCAUCUCAUGAAGCUCUCCCUCAACAACCUCUCUUGUGUGGCCCUGAAGAAGUUCCUGCUGUAUGUGAGGCGCUCUGAGAUCCGUGGAGUGGACAUUGAUAAUCCGUACAUGAAUGUCAUGACUGCUUUGACGGUUCCUGACAUCGAUGAUGUCACUGUGGUGGAUUACGACGCUCUUGAGGAAAGGAUAUACUGGGCGGACGUUAAGACUCAAACAAUAAAACGCGCAUUCAUCAACGGAACAGGCCUUCAAACUGUCAUUUCCGGAGAUAUUCAAAACUGCCGUGGGCUGGCAAUAGAUUGGCUCUCAAGGAACAUGUAUUGGCUGAGCUCUGAGAAUGAGGAGACGCAGAUCAAUGUUGCCCGACUAGACGGAUCUCUAAAAACCUCAGUCAUCCAUGGGAUUGACAAACCAAAGUGUCUGACUGUUCACCCAGCCAAAGGAAAAAUUUACUGGACUGAUGGAAAUACAAUAAACGUAGCCAAUAUGGAUGGAAGUAACAGGAAGGUUCUUCAUCAGAACCAGAGAGAACCAGUUGGACUUUCGAUUGACUUUCCAGCCGGGAAGAUGUAUUGGAUCAGUUCUGCUAAUGGUACUAUCAACAGGUGCAAUCUGGAUGGUAGUGGCUUUGAGGUCAUUGAAAGCAUGAAGAGGGACUUAACUAAAGCCACGGCUCUAGCAGUCAUGGGUGGCAGGCUGUGGUGGGCCGAUGAGGAUCUGGCUCAGCUGGGGACGGUAGCCAAACGGGAUGGACGUAACCCGGUGGUGCUGCGCAAUAAGACCAGCGGAGUGGUACACAUGAAGGUGUACGACAGAGAUGGUCAGAAAGGUAGGAAUGCCUGUCAGUUAAAUAAUGGUGGUUGCUCGCAGCUCUGUCUGCCCACGUCUGAAAACACACGCACAUGCGCCUGCACCAUCGGCUACAACCUGCGAAGUGACCGUCUCUCCUGUGAAGGCUUGAGUUCUUUUCUGAUGUACUCUUUUCAUGAGGGGAUACGUGGAAUGGCUUUGGAUCCCAGUGACCAUGCCGAGACCCUGAUGCCCAUCAGUGGCACCUUGUUUGCCGUUGGCUUGGACUUUCAUGCAGGCAAUGAUACAAUUUACUGGACAGACAUGGGUUUAAACCGCAUCUCCAGAGCCAAGAGGGAUCAGACAUGGAGGGAAGACAUUAUCACCACUGGGAUUAACAGAGUGGAGGGCAUCGCAGUCGAUUGGAUUGCUGGUAACCUUUACUGGACAGACCAUGGCCUCAACCUCAUUGAAAUUGCUCGUCUAAAUGGUCUCUACCGGUCAGUUGUAAUAUCAGAUGGGCUGGAUCAGCCAAGAGCCAUUGCAGUGCAUCCACAGAGAGGUUACUUAUUCUGGACCGAGUGGGGGAAAAAUCCUUGCAUAGGUCGUGCACGACUGGACGGUUCUGACCAAGUGACUCUGGUCAGCUCUGGCAUCGCCUGGCCGAAUGGAAUCACCAUUGAUUACGAGGAAAAUAGAUUAUACUGGUGCGACGCCCGGACCGACAAGAUAGAAAGGAUCAACCUUGAGACCGGGGAGGGCCGUGAGAUUGUACUGUCAGCCUCCAAUGUGGACCUGUUCUCCGUGGCUGUGUUCGGGGCUUACAUCUACUGGUCUGACAGGGCCCAUGCCAACGGAUCAAUCCGGCGUGGAUUCAAGAGUGAUGCCACCGAUGCCAUCACGAUGAGAAGUGGUCUUGGUGUCAACCUGAAGGACGUGAAAGUGUUUAACAGAGGCCGGGAGAAAGGCACAAACCCAUGUGCGAGGAGCAAUGGAGGUUGUCAACAGCUGUGUUUUCACCUGGGCAGUGGAAGAAGGACCUGUUCCUGUGCUCAUGGGUACUUAGCCGAAGAUGGCUUUGCUUGCCAAAGAUAUGAGGGCUAUCUUCUGUACUCUGAAAGGACCAUCUUGAAGAGCAUCCACCUAUCUGACGAGAGUGAUCUUAACUCCCCUCUCCAACCUUUUGAGAAUCCAGACUACUUCAAGAACGUCAUCGCUCUGGCGUUUGAUUAUCGGCAACAGAGCUCACACCACAACCGCAUUUUCUUCAGCGACAUCCAUUUUGGGAAUAUACAGAUGAUCAAUGACGACUGGUCAGGAAGACAAGUCAUAGUUGACAAUGUGGGUUCGGUUGAGGGCUUGGCUUAUCACCGUGCAUGGGAUACGAUUUACUGGACUAGCUCCACCACCUCAAGCAUCAGCAGAUAUACAGUAGAUCAGAGCCGACAAGGAGCCUUCACCAGGCAAGCUGUUGUCACCAUGUCUGAGGAUGACCAUCCCCACGUUUUGGCCCUGGAUGAAUGUCAAAACCUCAUGUUUUGGACCAAUUGGAACGAGCAGCGCCCCAGUAUCAUGCGCUCCACUCUUGCAGGGAAUAACAUGAAAGUCAUCAUUAGCACAGAUGUAUUCACUCCAAACGGACUCACGAUUGACCAUAAAGCAGAAAAGCUGUAUUUCUCUGACGGCAGCCUGGGCAAAAUUGAGCGCUGUGAAUAUGACGGCACCCACAGACAUGUGAUUGUAAGAUCGGGACCUGGCACAUUUUUUGGGCUUGCUAUCCAUGGAAACUACAUUUUUUGGUCUGAUUGGACUCGGCGGGCUGUGCUACGAACCAACAAGUUCACUGGAGGAGACACUAAAGUUCUUAGGGCUGAUAUUCCCCACCAGCCAAUGGGAAUUAUAGCAGUUGCCAAAGACACUAAUAGCUGUGAGCUAUCUCCAUGCAGGGUUCUGAAUGGUGGUUGUGGUGACCUGUGUCUCCUUACUCCAGAUGGCACAGUCAACUGCAGCUGCCGAGGAGAGCGGAUCCUGCUCGAUGACAACAGAUGUGUGUCCAAAACGUCCUCUUGCAACAUCCACGCUGAGUUUGAGUGUGGAAAUGGGGAAUGUAUAGACUACCAGCUAACAUGUGAUGGAAUUGCCCACUGCAAAGACAAGUCAGAUGAGAAAAUGCAAUAUUGUGACAACAGGAGCUGCCGAAAGGGUCACCGUCCUUGCUACAACAGGCGUUGUGUGGCUAACAGCCGCUUUUGCGAUGGAAUCGAUGACUGUGGGGACAACUCAGAUGAGGCAUUUUGUAACAAUGUCACAUGUGCUGCAUCUGAGUCAUCCUGUCAAGAUGGAACUUGCAUACCAAUAUCCUCCUGGUGCAACCAGGUCAUCGACUGCGCCGAUGCCUCGGAUGAAAAGAACUGCAAUCACACAGAUUGUGCAGACUUUUACAGGAUGGGAGUGGCAGAAAAGGUCUUCAUCAGCUGCAACACCACCUCACUCUGCGUUCACCAUUCCUGGCUGUGCGAUGGAGCCAACGACUGCGGAGAUUACGCCGACGAGAGGAACUGUCAGGUCUCCCAUGGGCAGAAAUGUGCAGAAGGCCACUUCGCCUGCCCCAGCGGGAACUGCAUCUCCAGUGUGUGGCUUUGUGAUGGCCAGAAGGAUUGUGAAGAUGGUGCAGAUGAGUUCCAGUGUGACUCCUCCUGUCUGUGGAACCAGUUUGCUUGUUCAAAGAACAAGUGCAUAGCGAAGCAGUGGCUCUGUGAUGGCGAAGAUGACUGUGGGGAUGGGGUGGACGAGAGCGUGGAUCUCUGCGGCUCGGUGACCUGUGCCCCGGGGUUAUUCAGUUGUCCAGGCUCGUACGCAUGUGUCCCCAAGCGCUGGUUAUGUGACGGGGAGAGAGACUGUCCUGAUGGCAGCGAUGAGCUCUCUGCGGCUGGCUGUGCUCCGAAUAACACAUGUGAUGAGAAUUCCUUCAGAUGCCUUAACAAAGGCUGCAUUCCAAAACGCUUUGUUUGUGACCAUGACAACGACUGUGGAGAUGGUUCGGAUGAAUCGGUUGAAUGUGUGUACCGCUCAUGUGGGCCAGAUGAGUUCCGCUGUGCUGAUGGCCGAUGCCUGCUCAGCGCCCAGUGGGAGUGUGAUGGUUACCCAGACUGCCCUGACCACUCUGAUGAGCUGCCCCUCAACCUCAAAUGCCUGGCUGCUGAGAGCUUAUGCAACAGUUCCUUUUUCAUGUGCUCAAAUGGCCGCUGUAUAUCCGAGAAGAGUUUAUGUGACCUGAAAGAUGACUGUGGAGAUCGUUCAGAUGAGAAAAACUGCAAUGUCAAUGAAUGUCUGAACCGUCGUGUCAGCGGAUGUACGCAGGAUUGCCAAGACUUACCGGUGGGAUACAAGUGUAAGUGCUGGCCAGGAUUUCACCUGAAGAAUGAUGGGAGAACAUGCGUUGACAUUGACGAAUGCUCCACGACCCUACCCUGCAGUCAGAACUGCACCAACACUUACGGUUCCUUUAAGUGCUUGUGUGUAGAUGGCUAUGAAGCGUCCAGAAAAGACCCCAACAGCUGCAAGUCUCUUUCAACUGAAGAACCCUUUCUUAUACUUGCUGAUCUUCAUGAAAUCAGAAAAUUAAGUGUUGAUGGAUCCAAUUACACUCUCCUGAAACAGGGCCUUAACAACAUUAUCAGCUUAGAUUUUGACUACAAGAAGGAGUUCAUAUACUGGAUUGACUCCAGCAGACCCAGCGGCCGGAGGAUAAACAGAAUUCGCCUUAACGGCAGUGACCUCAAGAUUGUUCACCGAACAGCUGUGCCAAGCGCACUGGCUGUCGACUGGAUUGGAAAGAAUUUGUACUGGUGUGACGUGGAGAGAAAGACGCUGGAAGUGUCCAAAUCCAACGGUUUAUACCCCACCAUCUUAGUGAGCUCUGGCCUGAAGAACCCCACAGACCUGGCUCUGGAUGCUCAAACCGGGUAUGUGUUCUGGAUUGACUGCUGUGAAAACUCUCACAUCGGUCGAGUUGGCAUGGACGGCCAAGGCCAAAGCGUUAUUGUGAACAAAGAGAUCUACGGCCCCUCAGCUCUAACCAUUGACUACACAAACAAGAGAAUCUACUGGGCUGAUGAUAAUCACAUCCUUUUUGCCAACAUGGACGGUUCUCAGAGGCACCGGGUUCCUCAUGACCACAUCCAGGGUGUGAUGGGGCUCACACUGUUCGAGGACUUCAUUUAUUGGACCGACGGGAAGUCCAAAUCUCUCCGCCGAGCUCAUAAGACCACCGGUGCUAAUGCUGUUGAGCUCCUAAAUUCAUGGCAAGCCAUUAAGUCUGUCAUUGUCUACCACCCACUGCGCCAGCCUGAAGUCCCCAAACACCAAUGUCAAGUGGCCAAUGGAGGUUGUAGUCACUUGUGUUUACUCUCUCCUGGAGGAGGUCACAAGUGUGCCUGCCCAACUAACUUCUACUUGGCCGCCGAUAAUAAGACAUGCCUGUCCAACUGCACAGCCAGCCAGUUCCGCUGUGGAACGGAUGAGUGCAUCCCAUUCUGGUGGAAAUGCGAUACAGUAGACGACUGCGGUGAUGGGUCUGAUGAGCCUGCGGAUUGUCCGGAAUUCAAAUGCCAGCCUGGGCGUUUUCAGUGUGGCACUGGCCUUUGUGCCUUACCUCCCUUCAUCUGCGAUGGAGAGAAUGACUGCGGGGACAACUCAGAUGAGGCCAACUGUGAUACAUACAUCUGUCUGUCAGGACAGUUCAAGUGCACCAGAAAGCAGAAGUGUAUACCAUUAAAUCUUCGUUGCAAUGGACAGGAUGACUGUGGGGAUGGCGAGGAUGAGACAGACUGCCCUGAGAGCACAUGUUCUCCAGACCAGUUCCAGUGCAAGGCCACCAUGCAUUGCAUCUCAAAGCUCUGGGUGUGCGACGAGGACCCGGACUGUGCUGACGGCUCUGACGAGGCCAAUUGUGAUGAAAAGACCUGCGGACCUCAUGAAUUUCGCUGUGAGAAUAACAACUGCAUCCCGGACCACUGGAGAUGUGACAGCCAGAAUGACUGUGGAGACAACUCCGAUGAGGAGCAUUGCAAGCCGGUGACCUGUAAUCAUAAGGAUUUUGCCUGUGCCAAUGGGGACUGUAUCUCAGCACGCUUCCGUUGCGAUGGUGACUAUGACUGCGCUGAUAAUUCAGAUGAGAAGGAUUGUGAGACUCAUUGUGCAGAGGAUCAGUUUCAAUGCCACAACAAUCUCUGCAUCUCACGUAAAUGGUUGUGCGAUGGCCAGGAAGACUGUAAGACAGGGGAAGACGAGAGAAAUUGCCUCGGAACAGUGCUUCCCUCCUGCUCUCUAAAUGAGUAUGUAUGCGCAAGUGGAGGUUGUGUGUCUGCCAGUCUGAGGUGUGAUGGACAUGACAACUGUCUGGACAGUUCUGAUGAGAUGGACUGUGUCAAGGAGUGCAAAGAAGAUGAGUUUCUGUGCAAAAACCAUGCUCACUGCAUCCCCAAACGAUGGCGCUGCGAUGACGUGUUUGAUUGCGUGGACCACAGCGAUGAGGAAAACUGUGGUCAUGAUGCUUUCUUCUGUCGCCCCGAUGAGUUCAUCUGCAACAACACCCUGUGUAAGCUGCAUGUGUGGGUGUGCGAUGGUGAGGAUGACUGCGGAGACAAUUCUGAUGAAGACCCCGAGAUGUGUGCCAAACUACCUUGUCCUCCAGCAAGGCCAUAUCGCUGCAGAAAUGACAGAGUGUGUCUACGGCUUGAUCAAAUCUGUAACAAUGUGGAUAACUGUGGGGACAACUCAGAUGAAGAUGAAUGCGUUUCUGAGGACUUUCAGAUACACACAGUACUCAUUAAUCACUCAAAUGAUCUUAAGACUGUAUCAACUAGGCCCAAGCCAUGCGGGAAGGCAGAGUUUACCUGCAGUAAUCGUAAAUGUAUACCUGCACAGCUACAGUGCGACCUGUUUGAUGACUGUGGAGAUGGAGGAUCAGAUGAACAGGACUGCAAGGCUUCUUCAAAUGGAGACAUAUGUGGAAAGAGGAUGAAUCCUUGUGGAGAGGAUGCAGUGUGCAAUCAUACAAACACAAAUGCAAUUUGCCACUGCAAACCUGGCUUUCAGAGAAAUCUCAGAAGCAGAAAGUGUGAAGAAAUCAAUGAGUGCCUUAACUUUGGCGCUUGCUCUCACUAUUGCACAAACACAAAAGGAUCAUACAAAUGUGCAUGUGACAAAAAUUAUAAGGAUAUGAAUGGUAGCUGCAUAGCAAAAGGACCAGAAGAUCGAGUGCUCUACAUAGCUAAUGACACUGAAAUCCGAAGUUUUGUGUAUCCAUUUAACCAGAGCCAUGGACACAAAGUACAUGCUCGCAUCGAGGAAAAUGCCCGCAUCAUUGGGAUGGAUGCUCUGUAUCACCAACAAAAGUUUAUCUGGGCUACUCAGUUUAAUCCCGGUGGACUUUUUUACAAAGAUAUCCUAAACAGGAGUCAAACUAAAACAAAUGUUGGCAUCAUAUGCCCAGACUUCCGCAGACCCAGAGAUGUGUCAGCUGACUGGGUGACUGGAAAUAUCUACUGGACAGACCACUCUAGGAUGCACUGGUUCAGUUAUUACACAGCUCACUGGACCAAGCUUAGAUACUCUAUUAAUGUGGGGCAACUCAAGGGACCCAACUGCACCCGUCUGAUAACUGACAUUGCAGGAGAGCCUUAUGCCAUUACUGUCAAUCCAGUCAAAGGGAUGAUGUAUUGGUCAGUAAUAGGUGACCACUCACAUAUAGAGGAGAGUGCGAUGGAUGGCUCCAUGCGUAGAGUACUUUUGGACAAGAAUCUUCGGAGACCCACGGGGUUGGCGAUUGAUUACUUCAGCCAGCGCGUGUACUGGGCCGAUGCCGAGCUCUCUGUCAUUGGCAGUGUCCGCUUCGAUGGCUCAGACCCAUUGGUGGUAAUCGAUGGCAAGCAAGGAAUUUCACAACCGUACAGAAUAGAUAUUUUUGAGGAUUACAUUUAUGGAACAGGACUGAAAAAUGAAGUUUUCAGAAUACACAAAUAUGGGAAAAAGAACAUUGAACCUCUCAAUCUGGGUAUUGAAAAAACAACAAAUGUCCUGAUCUCUCAUCGUUUCAAGCAGCAGGAUGUGGCCAAUCCCUGUCUACGGAUGACCUGCGAAUUUAUGUGCUUGCUCAAUCCAACCGGGGCCAGCUGCACCUGUCCAGAGGGGAAGACCCUGGUCAAUGGCUCUUGUAUUGACCCCAUUGUCUCAGGUGAGCUGUGCCGACCUGCCUGUGAGAAUGGAGGACGUUGUAUGGCCAAUGAAAAAGGAGAUUGGCGCUGUUACUGCUGGCCCAGUUUCUCUGGGGAACGCUGCGAAGUCAACCACUGUACAGAUUAUUGCUUAAACGGAGGCACGUGCACUGGCUCACCUCUCGGGAAACCUACUUGCCGCUGCAUGGCAGGCUUCACCGGUCCUAACUGUGAGAGGCGGGUCUGUGAUCAUUACUGCCUGAAUGGAGGAACAUGUGAUGUAAGCCCUGGAAACCAGCCAGUGUGCCGCUGCUUGGCGGAGUACACGGGUGACCGCUGUCUGUAUCAUAUCUGUCAUCACCACUGUGUCAAUUCCAAGGCAUGUACGCUGUCCGGAUCAGGGCACGUUGAAUGUGUGUGCCCGGCUCGCUAUGAAGGGAUCAAGUGUGAUGUCGACAAGUGCCUGCGUUGCCACGGAGCCCCAUGUAUCAUUAAUGGAGAUACAGGAGAUGUGUCUUGCAACUGUACCAGCGGUCGAAUCGCCUCCAGCUGCCAGUUGUGUGAUGGCUACUGCUAUAACGGAGGCACCUGUCAUCUGGACCCCGACACCAGCCUACCCUUCUGCCAUUGCACGGCAGGGUUCAAGAACCAGCGUUGUGAUGAGCUGGCCAAUCCCUGCGAUUACUACUGUCAGAAUGAAGGGAUAUGCACAAUAACUGCCCUUAACAAACCUCGAUGCAAAUGCUCAGCUAAUUGGUCAGGGACGCAGUGCGAGAGGCCGGCCCCCAAGAGCAGCCGCUCCGAUAACACAGCUGGAGGAAGUAUAGCUAUCAUUGUGCCGUUGGUCCUGCUGGUCGUUCUGAUUACUACAGUGGUUACAGGUGUCUUCAUCUGCAGAAGACGACAAAGGGGGAAACGUGUACAACGGCAGCCCAUAACUAAUGGAGGCAUUAAUGUGGAGAUAGGCAAUCCGUCCUACAACAUGUAUGAGGUGGACCAUGACAACCACGCAGAUGCUGGAAGCCUUCUCAAACCAAAUUUCACACUCGAUCCCCACAAGGGCUGGUGUGUAAAAUCCAGUGACCCUUGCACGCUGAAUAUUCAUUCUGUCCCUAAGGAAAUAAUACCUGGACAGCCAGUGAACUACUCCAAUCCGAUGUACGCGAAGAUGUACCUCGAUGGUCAGAACUGUCGCAAGCCAGUCCUCAACAUUGACGAAAGGAGAGAGCUACUCCCAAAGAAACUUGAGGGGACGAUUCGAGAAACCGCCGCAUAGCCUGACUACACUUUGUACUCUUUUUUUACUUAAAUGUACAAAAUGUAUAAAACACAAGGAAAACAAAAAAAAUUUUCUAUUUCCUAUCAGGUUCAGAUAUCUUGUUUAUAUUUGGUUUCUUGACAACAUCAGCAUUGCGCCUUUAUGUCUGUUGCGAUAUUUGGAGUCAUACUUGUCCAUCUAUUUUUUAAACUGUUUUGUUGUACUGCACAUGUGACACACAGCUGCUCAUUUGCACAUUGUGGACAGUUACCGAAAUUACAACAGCAAAAUCUUUUUCUUUUAAUUGGUUUUAUUUCUUCCUAAAUUUGAAGUAUGUUGCCUUGGGGCAUCAUGACAGCUUUUGCCUUUUUUCUUUCUAGCGUUUACUUCACAUUACACUGUGAAAGUUUUCAUUUCCGUAUAGUAUUAACCUCAUUUAUCGUAUUUAAUUAUGCUAGAAAUGCCAUAUUUGUGCCAUCUAAAGGGUUUUUGUUAUAUUCAUGUAAGAUUUUAUUCUUUAUUUCCCUCCUACCGCUUUCUUUCACAACAUAGGGCUACAUAAGUCAACCACUUGACUUGAGUCAGUUCUUAUUGAAGAAAUGAGUUUAUAUCUCUCCAGUCUUGUUUUUUUCAUUUCCACCACCCAGAAAAAUGCUGCAAUUAUGAACCAUGUGUAUGAAACCCAACCAUGUGGCAUGCUGGGAUAGCUCAGCACUGAAUGGAAAUAUUGACCAAGUGCCGUCCUCUCUACGGUUUGAAAACAUCUCUGCGAAACUGAUAUCUGUUUGAUGGUCAUUAAACUACAAUCUAGUAGUUGUGUGUAAGACAUGCUACUUUUCUGCUACUUUGCCUGCUUAAAGCUAUAUUUGAGCUCAGCAAUACAGCUACAGUACACCGGCUUCAUCAAGCAAAUUAAUGCUGACUUCAUCACUGUUAGACAAAAGACCUAGGACAAGAUAUCACGUAUAGGUCACGGAUCGUUCUUGACAUGUCAUGGACGCCGGAGAGAAUCAAAGUUACUGUUACAUGGGAAUUUUAGAGAUUGUGAAUUAAAUCACGUGACCGGUUACUUUCAGAAGGGAAGCUACUAAGAUACAACAGAUUUUAUAAUUUUGUAUUUGAUUUAUAUGUUGUUUGGCUGCUUGUAUUUUGGAGAAAAAUGUAUUAAAUGUAAGUACUUUUUAUAUAAAAAGCAAAUCAAUAUAAAAUAAAGACAUUUUAUUUCCAUUUCAAA
Megalobrama amblycephala (Wuchang bream) is the source of this 16291-nucleotide messenger RNA. It is a transcript of the gene lrp1bb, whose product is annotated as low density lipoprotein receptor-related protein 1Bb. The coding region runs from base 1096 to 15075 and encodes 4659 amino acids. The record is from RefSeq and is a predicted model, not a curated record. The transcript is spliced from 93 exons. Lineage: Eukaryota; Metazoa; Chordata; Actinopteri; Cypriniformes; Xenocyprididae. Gene Ontology annotation, molecular function: protein binding; calcium ion binding.